Molecule: messenger RNA, 932 nt
Organism: Marchantia polymorpha subsp. ruderalis
Lineage: Eukaryota; Viridiplantae; Streptophyta; Marchantiopsida; Marchantiales; Marchantiaceae
Source: the annotation of a GenBank genome assembly
AAAAACGAGAACACAUGAUCACAAGCAUGAUCAUGUAACUUAACAAACAGAUAUUCUAUCUUCAGGCAAUGCUGACAAGCAGAUAAUGGAUGGAAAUGUCAAAAUCACAAGAAGAAAAAUGUGAAACACAGGACUUCACGUCACAUCAUCUCCUACAAUCUAUUCCAUAUUUCCCAAGACCAGCAAAAUCAAAGUAUAAUCCCAUGACUUAUGCGGCCUAGCCCGAUUUCACCCGUUUGGUCAGAUCCAUGUAAAACUUGACAUGUCGUCUUCAAAUUCUUUUCGCAAUAUCACUUGUACUUCAUUCAAUGAGUCCAGCGAAAUUUCCCGCUGGCAAUGGAGAAACUUACAUGUGCGAUGAAGUACAAAUUGAAUCCGUAGGACGAAGAAGACAACGAGUUGACGCCAUGUGAAUUGGCAAUAAAAUCUCACGGAACAGUGUCUACCAAAUGAGAAGAGAGAAAACACGAGACGCAUCUAACCAGAAAGCACGAACGCGGUCUCCGCUUUCCGAAAAAGCAAAAAGCCUGCCCCGAGAGUCUAUUUAUUCCUCUCCUCACCUCUCCCUCGUCUCCUCUACGAAGCCAUGGCCGCGCGAGCGAGGCCCGUUAGUCGUGACCGCCGCUCGCGGACCGUUUUGCCAAUAGAACGCGGCAAUCGAUCAAAAGUUGGCGGGAUCUCUGAGCCGCGGUGGGCCCGCGCGCCUCCUGCAGGGUGGGCCGGGGAAGGUAGUAUCGUGAGAACUGACUGUCCAGGACACUCCGAGGGUAACGAAACCGCGUCUGGGAUACAUCCAGCCGUGGUUAGCAAUACACAGGCUUUCUUGUCCCGUAGCGCCGUCGCCUUUCCUCUUAAAAUUUGAUAGAUCAAAAAUAGAACCGUAUGGAGGAAUAUUCUGCUCGAAGGAAGACGUCGCGUAUGGUAGAGAGGAG